UCGGAGCUCAGAUCAGCCUUCUACAGGUGAGCUCAGCCUCUCGUCUGAAUGAACAGUUCAGAGCUGCUGUCCUGAGGUCCGGUGGAGGAUGAACUGGACGGUGUCGACCCAACCUGAGCCGAUGGGCUCCUGCUCAGGUGAAACCGAGUGGGCGUACGGGAUCUGUGACUGCUGCCACGACAUGAAACAAUGCUGCUUUGCGUGCUGGUGCUGUCCCUGUUUCGCCUGUAAGACCACUAAGGAGUUUGGUCAGUGUCUCUGUCUCCCUCUGUUGGACGUAUUUGGUUGUAUCCAUCCUAUCACCAUGUCCAUCAGGGUGUCCAUGCGUCAUCGAUACAGGAUCAAAGGUGACCUGUGUUUGGAUUGCCUGAGCUCCACCUUCUGUCUCCCGUGUGUAUGGUGUCAGAUGGCCUCAGAGAUGAAGGAGAGGCAGCUGCCAACGGUGCUGAGCGACAUCUUCAGCAGCUGAGGAUGAUGUCAUCAGCAUGAUAUCACUGCUCCAGAAGUGACUCGGCUCUUUGUGCUAUAGGUUUUUAUUUUGAUGUUUUUACUCUUUUGUUUUGUCUGAUUUGUUUUUUUUUUAGUGUUUUCUUCAGUUUCAGACAGAAACUUUGUGAUUUAACGUGAACACAGCCUGAAGUGUGACCUCAGAGAUAGGAUCAAAGGUCAUUAAUGACAUCAGAUUUGACAUCUUUUGUGUUUUAUUACUGAUUUUAGUGACUGUGAGUCAAAUCGGAGGUCCGAGAUAAAACUGGUUUGUUUUUUCAUUCAGAUCUUAGUUUUUUUUAUAGAAUUGCUGCUUUUGUUUAUUUUAUAUUUUAUCAGGCUG
This is a messenger RNA of Nothobranchius furzeri (turquoise killifish), 829 nucleotides long. RefSeq names its product cornifelin. The record is from RefSeq and is a predicted model, not a curated record. NCBI's taxonomy places the organism in Eukaryota, Metazoa, Chordata, Actinopteri, Cyprinodontiformes, Nothobranchiidae.